UCUUUGGAUCCCUCUCUUAUCCUCUGUCUGUUUUACCAACGUCGGCUUCUAUUGAGGGGAAAAAAAGCCUUUUAUUCGUUAUUGGUGGGCGUUCAAAGCAACGGGCUGCCCUGCUGUCUUUCUUGUUUCUGUUAAUCGUGGCUGUCCCCUCCCUUACCUCGUGCCACCGCCCCUCUCUCUGAGGAGAGUGAGAAGAGAGAACAGGAGAAAGCGUCUGUUCUGUGAUCGCUGGAUGAAACAUGACGGCAGUGCUGGACAUCAACCAGGUUUCCUGUGCAUUGACCAGUGUGGAGCAUGACAUUGAGACUCCUCACGGUGUCCUUCAUGUGACUUUGAGAGGGACUCCUAAAGGCAACAGACCGGUCAUUCUCACCUAUCAUGACAUCGGACUCAACCAUAAGUCAUGUUUCAACACACUGUUUAACUUCGAGGACAUGCAGGAGAUCACCCAGCACUUUGCUGUGGUCCAUGUUGACGCUCCAGGCCAGCAAGAAUCUGCCCCUCCUUUCCCCACCGGGUACCAGUACCCAACCAUGGAUGAGCUUGCUGAGAUGCUACCCUCAGUUCUGACCCAGCUGAAAAUCAACAGCGUGAUUGGUAUUGGUGUGGGUGCAGGAGCUUAUAUCCUCACUAGACUGGCUCUGAAUGAGCCUGCUCUGGUGGAGGGGUUGGUUCUCAUCAAUGUGGACCCCUGUGCUAAAGGCUGGAUCGACUGGGCUGCCUCUAAGUUGUCUGGAUGGACCAGCAAUCUAGUAGACAUUGUGAUGGCACACCAUUUCAGCACGGAUGAGCUGACGGAGAACCAGGAGAUCAUUCAAACAUAUCGUCUGCACAUCGCUCAGGACAUCAAUCAGGACAACCUGGCUCUCUUCUGUCAAUCCUACAACAGUCGGCGAGAUCUGGAGAUUGAGAGGCCCAUCUUGGGACUUAAUGAAAAUACGGUCAAAACACUGAAGUGUCCUGCCCUGCUUAUAGUUGGUGACACAUCACCAGCGGUAGAGGCUGUGGUUGAAUGCAACUCAAGGCUAAAUCCAACCAAGACUACUUUACUCAAGAUGGCAGAUUGUGGUGGACUUCCUCAAGUUGUCCAACCGGGUAAACUCGCUGAGGCUUUCAAGUACUUUGUCCAGGGAAUGGGCUACAUCCCUCAUGUGCUACUCAGCCACCUGAACAGCGAAUCAGUGCCCACUGCCAGUAUGACCCGUCUGGCUCGAUCUCGCACUCAUUCGGCCUCCAGCAUGGGGUCGGCGGACGGCUCGCGCAGCCGCGCACAUACCAGUUCACAGAUGGAGGGCGCCACAGGCGGCCCCGUCCACGACAACCAGAACAGACCACAAACCAUGGAGGUUUCCUGCUAAAGCACCCAGAACCAAGCCACCAUUUCACCUGGCAUCAUCCGCGUGUUUGACCUUCUGCACCUCAGAUGGCUUUCUGUCCAUUUUGCGGUUGUUUCCAUCCGUUUUUCCACUUUGUUCUACUUGUUCUCGUGGCCAGAGAGCGCUGGUCUAUAAUGAAGGGAUGCACUGUUUGAUGUCUAGCACUCCAUGUAUUUAAUAUAUUCGAAUAUUUUUCCACUGCAUGGAAGCACACUAAUUGUUUGCCGAUGUUUUUACCUUCAUCUUGAUUGGCUUAUUCUUUUAUAUCCUUGUCAUCCGUUGGAGAUUCGUUUCCACUCUCAAUAUGCUUCUUGUGUAUAUAUUUUGCUGGAGGCUGUUGUACAUGUAUAUUGAACAUUCAGAGGGUGUUCUCGUCUGUAGCGGGAGAGUUUUCGUUCCCUCUCUUGCUGUCUCUCUAAAGUCUUCCUGCCCCUUUUGUUUACUAUCAAGAUGACCAAACCACAUCACUUCCUCCUUAUCUACUUUUUUCUUUAGCACUCUAUUUUCUAGACUGAUUUCUGUCUCUAGGGUUUCUACCGCUAUUACGGUUUGAUUUUAAUUGGCUGUCUCCCCUUGUAGUGUUUCUAGAAUAAAAUCUACUAAUUAGCAUUUCCCAAUUUGAAGUGUGCAAUAGACAUUUAUAUUAGUGUUAAAUAUGUUUAGAUCUGCAAAUGGUUAAUUCAGUUUGAUUAUCAUCUGAUUGUGUUUACAUGGAGCACUGUACUAAGUUUUAAACCAGAAACCCCUUAAGAGCAAAGACUUUUGCUUAGGUUUCCACUUAAGUUGAUGUACAAUAUUUUUCACAGCUUGUGCUCGGGAGAUCAGCUACACUAAAACAAGCCAGUAACUGAAGCUAAGAUCUGUAGCUCAUUCAAAUAACAGUUAUAUUUACCAUAGAGGGCAUGUAGAGGUAUAAAACAGCAUGAUUCCUCUAAAUGCACUGUACAGUAGUAACUGGUAAAUGACCUGUAUGCUUCUGGCCUAAGGUUGUCUGUUCAUUCUAUACAGCAGGCUGAUGUUCCAGUAACCUCUUAUUAUUUUGGACUACUGUUAGUUUGACGUUUUAUUGGUCUUGGUCUUUAUUAUUUCAAUGGAUGGCAAUUCCCUGUUGAUUGCUGAUUGUACCGCUGCCUUGAGUGAGUUUGUGAUGUGCUUUGUCCUCCAAGCAUUUAGGGGGCGCUGUACUGCAUACUGUCUUCUGAGUAUAUCGAUUUGUACGAAUAUUGAAAUAAAGUAGUUGUACAUAAAA
Labeo rohita (rohu) is the source of this 2625-nucleotide messenger RNA. It is a transcript of the gene ndrg3b, whose product is annotated as ndrg family member 3b. Lineage: Eukaryota; Metazoa; Chordata; Actinopteri; Cypriniformes; Cyprinidae. Gene Ontology annotation, biological process: signal transduction. The transcript is spliced from 15 exons. The record is from RefSeq and is a predicted model, not a curated record. Gene Ontology annotation, cellular component: cytoplasm. The coding region runs from base 240 to 1358 and encodes 372 amino acids.